AUACUUUCGCAGUACCAUCUACGUCAAGACACGGUCGAGAACAACAAUGAAAUGUUCUUACGCGUGUGUUGUUUGUGUUUUAUCUUUUAUUGCGGGUUUCCUGUGUCUGUUAACAUCUGCAGCAGUUGUCAUCUUUGCGAUAUGGAUUUGGGUCACUCAUGAUUGUGUGUUGGAUCCGGAAGGAAUAUACGUUUUCCAAAUCAUUCGAGCAAUUACUGUUAUAUUGCUCGUCUUACUUUCUGUGGAGACGAUUGCUUCUGGUCUUCUACUUGCAGGUAUAAUAAAGAAAAACCAACUAUGGAUAGAGUUCUGGAUAUGGUACCAUUCUGCUGUUACCGCUCUUAUUGCAGUAACAGUAGCGUCUGUUGAAAGAACUCAUAGUGUAAUAUUAUACAGCAUUCUUGGUGCAGUGGUUUCUUUCAUCGUGUGGUAUCCUGCCUAUCUUCAUGGGAAACAGGAACCUGAACAACAUGGAUAUCACACAGCAUAUGACUUAAUUGAAGAUGUAGCAUCCCGACGGUCGUCUGUGUAAAGUGAUAAGAUGUAAUUACGAAAUAUGUUGUAAAACAUUGAGCAAGUGAAAUGAGUGAUUUAACAAUAGCGAGUACUUUACUUGCCAGAAUGAACUUCAUUAUAAAUGCAGAUUUGGUAACAAGUAAAUCUACAUUUUCUGUUAUCCAAAUCUCUGGCGUAAUCAAUGAUUAUGGGUUUGGACAAUGUAACAAGAAAACUGCUAAAAUUGGAUAAUUAAAAUAGGAGAAUGAAACAAUUAUUUCGGGGGUAAACUUUUAAUUAAAGUUCAUAAAUAGGAAAGUAAUCUAUCAUUACAACAGAAUCUACACAAGAUUUGUCCAAGUUUUGAAAAAAAUGUGUAUAUUGGAAAGAAGUUUCAAACAACAAAGUGUAAAUUAAAAAUGUAGUUAAGAGACUAACGAAGAACAAAAUUCAAAGGAUACUAAGAACGCAAUUUUCCCCUUUUCGUGAUGAAAAGGGAGUAAUUUUACUAGGGUUUGAUUUUGGUACAUUUUGACCCUAAUUAUAAUUUAUGCAAUUCUGUAUUUAUUUCACGGACGUCAAAACAAUUUUUUUAGUAAAAUCCAGUGCUACAUUCUUUCCCUUAAACUUUCAGAACACCAAGACUGAUAUUUCAUCAAACUACGGAGAAAUCUCCAAACAAGAGCCUCUACAUAAAAUACCACACUCAUGUUAGUAUUAUUUAUCAUAUGUUUUAGUCUAUGAACUGUGCUAGCUCCUAAAAUAGGAAACCAUCAUUUCACACGGUUCACUUCGCAAUCACACGCGUCUCGAUUUUGUUGAAGUUAUUGACGAGAUGGUCAAAUUAAUAUAUAGUAAAUAUACAUGAAAGUGUAAAAUAUACAAAUGAUGAAGUUGUGGUGGGAGGUUUUCCAAGUUGCAUAGACAUCGAGGUCAUUAGCAACUAAACAGACAGAUACAUUCUCAAUUAUGAUAUCAACUUUUUAAACAAUUUAUUAAAAAAUCUUAUUAUCUAUAUUCCAUUUUUAUAGAGAAAUAAGAGCCAUAGAUUAUAAAGGGUUCCCUAACGAUCCAUAUUUUGAAGUUUUCACUAGAAAUAAUUAAGAGCAGUCUAUUUCGAUUGAGGUGUUCACCGAUUUUUGUUUAUUAUCUUUUUCUUUUGAUUUCUAUAUUAAUUUUCACAGGCAUUCAGCAAUAAGCGAGGCCUGAUUAGUUUUUACUUGGCGAUUUGUAUGUAAUAUUUGUAUGUCUAUUUCGUGUAUGAUUUAUAAAUAUCCAACAGCAAACCUUAUUGCAGCAACCCUAUUGAAUGUCACCAAAUUUAAUAACAGCUUUUCCCUAAUUUACAAAAAUUAUUUUUUUCUGAUAAUGUUUGCGUUAAAUAAAAAAUGAAACCAAUAUAUUUUAAAAAUAUAUUAUGAUUUUAUAUAGUUUGUACACACCACUAUUACAAUG
Molecule: messenger RNA, 1950 nt
Organism: Gryllus bimaculatus (two-spotted cricket)
Lineage: Eukaryota; Metazoa; Arthropoda; Insecta; Orthoptera; Gryllidae
Source: the annotation of a GenBank genome assembly